Molecule: messenger RNA, 4455 nt
Organism: Plasmodium relictum
Lineage: Eukaryota; Apicomplexa; Aconoidasida; Haemosporida; Plasmodiidae
Exons: 2
Coding region: 1-4455 (1484 amino acids)
Source: RefSeq, a predicted model, not a curated record
AUGAAUAUAUUUUGCGAUGAGCCUUAUUUUAUUGAUAAUAGCAAAGAAUUUUUUUGCCCAGAGAAAUGUCCAUUCAUUAGUUUUAAUGAUGUAUGGAAAUGUAUUGGUAUUUGUACAGUAAGAGAAAAAUGCUCAUUAUAUAAUCCCUUAUUAAAUUUUGCUGAUGAAGAAUCAAAUAAAUGCUUGCCUUGCUUAGUAUCCGGUUGUAUUCGAUGUAUUAGAAGUAAUAUUAAAGAAAAUUCUAAAUUUCUAUUGAAUAUAACAAAUAAUUUACCAAAUAUAUGCCUAGAAUGUAUGAGUGGGUAUAAACUAUCAAAUGAUAAAACUAAAUGUAAUUUAGUUUAUGAAGAAAUAAUUACAAAAUGUUGUAGCUUUUUCCUUCUUUUUUUUAUGUUAUUAGUUUUAUUUUUUAUUAUAUAUUUCUAUAAAAAUCCUCAUAAAAUAAACUUCUUUUUAUUUAAAUUGGCAUUUCAGCAUAGAACCUUAUCAAAAUUUAGAAACAACAAAAAAUAUGGUAACCCUUUAUAUCCAUUAAAUUUAAAAUUAUCGAAAAUAGAUAUUGCUGGUGUUGGAUUAAUGUUGUAUUUUCGAUUUAUAACAUUUUUAAGUUUUUUGUCUGUUAUGUUUAUUAUAGUAUGCUUAUUUGAAGUGCAUUUACCAUUUAAUAAACUUAUACAAACUUAUAGGAACAUUGAAUCUACUACUUCAUUUGAAAAUUGUUCUUACUUAAAAAAAUAUAUUUCUCUUAAAAUAUCUCGCUUAAUUGAUAUCAAAGGUUUAGAUUGGAUGACUUUAGAUAUAUUUAAUAUUAUUACCCGUUUUAAAGAAAAUACCAUUAUCAUUUCUUUUAUAAGAUAUAUGAUAUGCAUGAUUGCUACAUUUGCAUUCUUGUAUAAUCAAAAAAAAUUCAGCAACUAUAAAUUAAACAUUUCCCAACAAAUGAUGAAUUUUGCACUUUUUAUAUCUAAUUUUCCGAGUCAUAUUUCAGAAGAAGAUAUUAAAAGUUUCUUUGAAAAAUUGUUAAAAAAAAAAAUAAUAGGAGUAUCAUUAUGUUAUGAUUUUUAUAAACAAAAAGGAAUUAUUUUUAAAUUAAUAGAAGAACAAAUAGAAUGGGCAGAUAUUAAAGUCAAAUUAGAUAAAAAUUAUGAAGAAUGGAUAGAAGAAAAUGAAAAAGAAUAUUCUUAUGAUGAUAAUAUUCGUAAUCAAGUUAAUAAUUAUUUUCUGAGAAAUAAUAACAAAAAAAAAAAUUCUAAUAGACGAAAGUCUUAUGAUAAACAAGCUUAUAGUAAUUGCCCAAUAAGGGAAUUGAAGAAUUUUAAUCAUAAAGAAAAUAAUAAAGAAGUAAGUAUUGAAAAUAAUCAACUGCCUUAUUCAAAUAGAGUAGAUAUAUAUGAAAAUAAUAAUAAAAAAAAGAGUUAUAAAAAAUAUAUUGAAGGAAAUAACAAAGGCAACAGAAAAAAUUCUAAUGGUAAAGAUAAUAAUUUAAAUAUUACUAAAAGUGACAUAUACCUUAAUAAUAAAAAUAAAAAAAAUAAUAAUAAUAUUAUAAAUAAUAUAGUGAAUAAAAAUAAAAAGAAUUUUUUUACAAUAGAAAUUCCCCCAUUUAUAAUAACAAAAAAAAAUAUUUCGAAUUUGGAUAAAUUUUCACAUAAAUAUAGUAAUGUAAGUAUUGAAGAUGAUUUCUUUAAAAUGAUAUCUAGUAAAAUAGUUGAUUCUUAUCCAACAGAGAACAAAUCAGCAUAUAUUAAUAAUAAUGAUAAUAAUCAGAAGAAGGAAACUACCCCAUUUUUUGAUCAUAUGCUAACAAAAAAAUUAAAAGAAAAUAAAAAAACAUCAAUAUUUUGUUAUUUAAAGAAAAAUAAUGAAGAAAAGAGUUUAUUAAAAAAUAAAAAAAUAGAAAAGACAAAUUUAAAGAAGAAAUAUGAGCCAUUUUACAUGCCUAAUGUGGAAAGCCUUUUUUUUAAAAAGGAUUUAUCAAAAGAUAUGAAAAUUGUUUGCAACUUAAAAAGUUGUGGAAAAGCUUUUGUUGUAUUUAAUAAUAUUAAAGAUUUAAAUCUAGCAUAUGACUUAAUAAAUAGAUAUAAAAUCAAAAAGAUGCAUAAAAAAUAUAUAUGGAAAGAUUUAUUCUUAUUUUCCUUCUUCAAAAAAAUAUUUUCAAAAAAAAAAGAAAAGAUAAGAGAAACAUUUUCUUAUGAGUUGUUACCAUAUUUUUAUAGUAGUAAAAAAGAACUUAACAGUAUUUGUUCUAUAAAUAAUGAAAAAAAUAAAAAAAGUAAAAUAGAAAAAGAAGAAGAAAAUAAAGAUAAAAAAGUUCAAAAUGUGUUAUCUGAGUUUUUUAAAAAAUUCAAUAUAAAAGUAACAAAUUUUCAAGUUAGAAAAUGUGAUGUAGAACCAGUAGAUAUAAAAUGGCAAAAUAUUGGUAAUUAUAAAUCUAUAAUAAUAUUAAUAAAAAUAAUUAUUUUAAUAAUAUUUCUUUUUUUUAUAAUUAUAAUGUGGAGUGUUAUAUUUUACGGACCCUAUGCUAUAUUUGCCUUGCACCAAGCAAGUAUUAUAGAAAAGCCUAAAAAACAUGAAGUUUUAUUUAAUGUAAUGAUUUCAGUUGUUUUAGGUAUAUUUAUUGGGUUUGGUAAUUUGUUAGUUACUUUUUUAACUACAUUAAUUGGUGAAUUUAUGAAAUUUCAAAAAAAACAUUCAACUGAAGCAUUCGUAUUUUGUAUUAACAGUAUUUUUCAACAAUUUAAUUUUUUACUUAAUGUUCUCAUUACUCAUCUAACGAACGCAGGAGGAGAUAACAAAAUAAGAUCCUUUUAUUCGAGUCAAUUUUUUAAUCAUUUUAAAUUAAAAAAUAUUAUUUUAGGAGAAGAAUAUUCUUUUUGCCAAUCUUUAAAUUAUAAUAUUCUUCCAUUUAUUUCCUUUUUUCCUACUUUUUUUUCUAUAUUUGGUGUGUAUAUUUUUCCAUUUAUUUAUAAAUCAUUAAGAAUAUUAUUUUAUUCCAAGACAACAAUUAAAAAGGCCGAGCAAUUAAUUCAAUGUCCUGAAUGUAAUUUGCAUUAUAGAUAUAGUGAAAUAGUUAUUAGUUUUACUACUACUUUAUUAUUAUUUUUUUUCACACAUAAUAAGUAUAGUACUUCUUUUACGUUUCUACUUCUUUUCUUAUCUUAUGUAUUUAUCAAAUAUAGAGAUACUUAUUUAUUUCUUCGAGAAACAAAAGUAACCUAUUAUUAUAGCACUUUUUUAUUUGAUACAGUUAUGACGUUUUGGUCUAUCCCUACUGGAAUAUUAGCAAUAUUACCAUUUUAUUGGAUAUGGAGGUCGUAUAAUAUAAAUAUUUUAAUUAUUCCCUUGAUAUUUUUUUUUCAUAUUUUAAUAUAUUUUUUAUUUUAUCAUGUUAUAAAUAUUACUUUAAAUAAAAAGAAAAGGGAAAAUAAUAUAACUUACAAGAAUCUAGCAGAAAUUAAAGCUUAUAAUUGGUUUAAUACAAAUCCUGUUUAUGUUCUUAAACAAUAUGCCAAAAAAAAAAAUGAAAAAUACUUUGAUCAAGAUGAUACAAAAGAAAAAAAAUUGAUGAAGAUUAAAUUAGAAAGUAGUAUAUUUAAAGACAAACAUAAAGAAAAACCAAAAAAGAAAAAAUAUUUUUUUCUAGAUUCAUUUAAAAGCAUUUUUUUUAAUGAAAACAUACAAAAUCAUUCUGAACAAGUUAAUACUUAUAAAAAAGAAAACAUUGAUAUAAAAAAUAAAAUAUUAGAUAAAAAUCUUAUAAAAAAUGAAAAAAACCAUAGGACAAUAAAAUAUAUUUUUGAAAAGAGUAAUAUAAUUAGAAAUAGUAAUGAUACUAAUAAUAACUAUAUUAAAAACUCAGAGCAGGAAGAUAAUAUGAGAAAGUGUUAUUGCUAUUAUUAUGAAAAUGUUCUUGAAAAUAAUGAAUAUACUGUAAAUAAUGAAGAAACUGAUGAAUAUGAAGAUAAAGAUGAUGAAGAAGUAGAUGAAUAUAAAAAACGUAUUUAUAAUAAUUAUCAAAAAGAAAAUAAUAGAAAAAAGAAAGAAUAUGUAUUAUAUGAUUUUAACUUAGAAAUACCAAAAAAAAAUAAAAAUACUUUAAAUUCAGGUUUUUCACCAUUAAAAGAUAUAAAAAAAUUGUCUCAUAAAAUACACACAGUACCAAUAACUUCAAGGAAAAAAAAAAAAAAACUGGAACACAAUUUCAGAACAUCAAAAACAGAACAAAGAAAGCAUAAUAAAAAUAUAAGAGAUCAAGAAGUUUCGUCAAAUAUUAAAAAAAGAGAUGAAGAUUUAAUUUAUUAUGAGACUGGAAAAGAAUAUUUACAAGGCGCCCAGUUUUGCCAUUAUACGAAUGAUUAUAAUGAAUUAUAUGAAUUUCUUUACAGAAUUUAUGAUUCUUUAUCUUCAAAUGCUCAUAAAAUUAAAAUAUUUCGUAACUUGAAAAAAAAAAAAUGA